AUGGAAUGUAAUCGUAAAAUAUGUGCGGCUUUAGUUGAUCGUGUAGAUAUUGUUGAACGAGCGGUUAGAUAUUUACAACGCCAGAAUAAAAAAAAUUUUAGUAGUCAGUCAUAUUACGAUGCAUGGGUUAAAAUCUGUCACGUGCUAGAUAGUAUUAAGGAUUUUGCAAAGGAUGUGACGCAGCAAUCAAGUUGGCGACAGUAUGCGAAUGCUAACGUUGUUAGAGAGAAGUUUGAUAGCAUUGUCAGCGAAUUCGAAUCUGUAUGUGGUGAUUUACAACUUACAAUGGCAAUUUAUUCUGGUAAACAAAAAGAACAAGAAUAUGAUGAUAUUAAGGAGGAUCUCAUCAUGAUUGGCAAGUUAAUGGACGAAUUCAGUGGUGACAUGAAUUAUUUUAACGAUGCUCUAUUUACAUUAUCAUAUAAUGUGGAACAACUUAAAAGCAAAUAUCGAAAUCCGGUGGUGGAAAGAGGAAAGAAUAGAACGGUUAUUAAAAAAAUCUAUUGUGGUAUUGAAGUUGCAUGUAAAACGAUACCAUCUGUUGUUGAUGAUCAUACCGCUGAAGCUCAAAAAAUUCAAACCGAAUUGGCUAUACUCAGUUUAUUAGGAAGAUGCGAACACAUCAUUACUUUUUAUGGCCUUUCUGAAGUAGAAAAGGAGAGCGUCGUGAUUUUUGCUUGGGCAACUUACGGAUGUCUGAAAUCUUUUUAUGAAAAAUAUACUCUUAAUUGGGGUCUAAAAUUAAAAAUUACUCAUGAUAUCUUUAAUGGUCUCUUCUUUAUAUAUAAUAAUAAUAUUCUACAUAAUGAAGUUUCGAUUUUGACCAAGAUUAUCUUAAAUAGUUUUGGAAUGCUUCUUUGGGAGCUUUGUCAUCAAAAAAUCCCAUAUGUAAAUAUGUCCAUUUCUGAGAUUAAAGAUCACUUUAAAAACAAAGGAAGAGAAUUUAUACACCUUAGUGAAAGUCAAAUACACAAAGAACUUACAAAAAUCAUCAGACGAGCAUGGCAAGAUGAUCCGGAUAAACGUCCAUCCUAUUUGGAAGUCCGCACAAAACUUAAAGAUUUGUACGAGAAUUAUGCAACUAACGAUACAUCACCGGAGAUUCUUAGUAAAAGAAUGUUAGAUGAUGAAGCUGCAGAUGGAGAUGUUACCGAUGCACAACUUCGUUAUGCAUUUUUGUUAAUAGAGCAGAAAAAUUAUGACGUGAAGGUUGUGUUGGAUUAUAUGACAAGAGCAGCUAAUGCAGGGAAUGCGACUGCUUUAUAUAAUUUGGGUGAUGUUUAUCUAAAUGGAAAAUUAGGAGAACAAAUAGAUAAAGAUAGAGGAAUUGAGUUAAUUAAAUUAGCUGCUUUGAAGGGUUAA
Molecule: messenger RNA, 1362 nt
Organism: Acaulospora morrowiae
Lineage: Eukaryota; Fungi; Glomeromycota; Glomeromycetes; Diversisporales; Acaulosporaceae
Source: the annotation of a GenBank genome assembly